ACGAAGAAGACAAUUCGAAGUUUUCCGUUGAAGUUUCUCGCCGGCGAUUUAGUGAUUUUCGGAGAAGGUAUUUGACGCUUGGAAGUGUUUAGACUUUAGACGCGUGUUGGAUUUGUAAAAAUCCAACCUUUCGCUUGCUUCUCUCUAUGGUGUCAAGAUCUUGUGCAAAUUUUCUAGAUUUAGCAUCUUGGGACUUAUUGGACUUUCCUCAAACUCAAAGAGCUCUUCCUCGUGUCAUGACUGUUCCUGGUAUCAUCUCUGAGUUGGAUGGAGGCUACAGUGAUGGAUCCUCUGAUGUUAAUUCAUCAAGCAGCAUCCGUGAGCGGAAGAUUAUAGUGGCUAAUAUGUUACCAUUACAAGCUAAGAGAGAUACAGAGACUGGACAAUGGUGUUUUAGUUGGGAUGAAGAUUCUCUUCUUUUGCAACUCAGAGAUGGGUUUUCUUCUGAUACGGAGUUUGUUUAUAUAGGAUCACUUAAUGCUGAUAUUGGUACGAGUGAACAAGAAGAAGUUUCUCAUAAGCUUUUGUUGGAUUUCAAUUGUGUUCCUGCGUUUUUACCCAAGGAGAUGCAAGAAAAGUUCUAUCUUGGUUUCUGUAAACACCAUUUGUGGCCGCUAUUUCACUAUAUGCUUCCUAUGUUCCCUGACCACGGUGAUCGUUUUGACCGGCGUCUUUGGCAAGCGUAUGUCUCUGCAAACAAGAUAUUUUCAGAUAGGGUGAUGGAAGUCAUCAACCCUGAGGAAGAUUAUGUUUGGAUUCAUGAUUAUCAUCUGAUGGUUCUUCCCACAUUCUUGAGGAAACGGUUUAACAGGAUCAAGCUCGGAUUUUUCCUUCACAGUCCAUUUCCAUCGUCAGAAAUCUACCGCACUUUGCCAGUGAGGGAUGAUCUUCUGAGAGGAUUGUUGAACUGUGAUCUCAUUGGUUUCCACACAUUUGAUUAUGCACGCCAUUUUUUGUCAUGCUGCAGUAGAAUGCUUGGCCUUGAUUAUGAAUCUAAGCGUGGGCACAUCGGGCUUGAUUACUUUGGUCGAACGGUGUUUAUUAAGAUCCUUCCUGUUGGCAUCCAUAUGGGGAGGCUGGAAUCGGUUUUGAAUCUUCCGUCGACUGCAGCGAAAAUGAAAGAGAUACAAGAACAGUUCAAGGGGAAAAAGUUGAUUCUCGGUGUCGACGACAUGGACAUCUUUAAAGGCAUAAGCCUCAAACUUAUAGCCAUGGAACGUCUCUUUGAGACAUAUUGGCAUAUGCGAGGAAAACUUGUCCUGAUUCAGAUAGUGAACCCAGCUCGGGCCACAGGUAAGGAUGUGGAAGAAGCAAAGAGGGAGACAUAUUCAACUGUAAAAAGGAUUAACGAGCGCUAUGGUUCUGCUGGUUAUCAGCCAGUGAUCUUGAUUGAUCGUCUUGUUCCACGUUAUGAGAAGACUGCCUAUUAUGCAAUGGCAGACUGCUGCCUGGUGAAUGCAGUAAGAGAUGGCAUGAACUUAGUUCCAUAUAAAUAUAUCAUUUGCAGGCAAGGGACCCCAGGAAUGGAUAAGGCCAUGGGCAUUAGCCAUGACUCACCCCGGACGAGCAUGCUUGUCGUCUCUGAGUUUAUCGGCUGCUCGCCUUCAUUGAGUGGUGCGAUCAGGGUGAAUCCAUGGGAUGUAGAUGCUGUUGCAGAAGCGGUAAACUUAGCCCUCACCAUGGGUGAAACUGAAAAGCGAUUAAGGCACGAGAAACACUAUCACUAUGUCAGUACUCAUGAUGUGGGUUACUGGGCAAAGAGCUUUAUGCAGGAUCUGGAGAGGGCAUGCCAGGAACAUUAUAAUAAACGUUGUUGGGGUAUUGGUUUUGGUUUGAGUUUCAGAGUUUUGUCACUCUCUCCGAGUUUUAGGAAGCUAUCUAUCGACCACAUUGUCUCGACGUACAGAACUACACAGAGAAGGGCAAUAUUUUUGGAUUAUGACGGCACUCUCGUUCCUGAAAGCUCCAUUAUCAAAACCCCUAAUGCUGAAGUCCUGUCUGUUCUGAAAUCUCUGUGUGGAGAUCCUAAAAACACUGUGUUUGUCGUCAGUGGAAGAGGAUGGGAGUCUCUGAGCGACUGGCUAUCUCCAUGUGAAAAUCUUGGAAUCGCAGCUGAACACGGAUACUUCAUAAGGUGGAGUAGCAAGAAAGAGUGGGAGACUUGUUACUCGUCGGCUGAGGCGGAAUGGAAGACGAUGGUAGAACCGGUAAUGAGAUCAUACAUGGACGCAACGGAUGGUUCUACUAUAGAGUUCAAAGAGAGUGCUUUGGUUUGGCAUCAUCAAGAAGCGGAUCCAGACUUUGGAGCCUGUCAAGCAAAGGAGCUUCUGGAUCAUCUAGAGAGUGUACUCGCAAAUGAGCCUGUUGUCGUCAAGAGAGGCCAACACAUCGUAGAGGUCAAACCACAGGGAGUAAGCAAAGGCCUAGCCGUGGAAAAGGUGAUACACCGAAUGGUAGAGGAUGGAAACCCACCGGACAUGGUGAUGUGUAUAGGAGAUGACAGAUCAGACGAAGACAUGUUUGAGAGCAUAUUGAGCACAGUGACAAACCCGGACCUCCCAAUGCCACCAGAGAUCUUUGCCUGCACGGUGGGAAGAAAACCAAGCAAAGCCAAGUACUUCUUAGAUGAUGUCUCCGAUGUACUGAAGCUCCUAGGAGGAUUAGCUGCUGCAUCGAGCAGCUCGAAGCCAGAGUAUCAACAACAAUCCUCCUCAUUGCACACGCAAGUGGCCUUCAGCUCCUUCAUCAACUUCACCAGCGAGUUAGAGAUUGUUAAUAGUUUCAUCUCGAAUCAUGGCACUUCCUUAAUGAAAUGGUUAUGGUCUCUCUCUUUCAAAACCACCACUAAAACAGCUGUUUCUACGAAAUCGAUGGUGAAAUUUGAAAAUGGGUAUUCAGUGGAAACGGUGUUAGACGGAAGCAAACUCGGUAUCGAACCUUAUUCUCUUCAGGUCUUACCUAAUGGCGAAUUGCUUAUUCUGGAUUCUCAGAAUAGUAAUCUUUACAAGAUUUCAUCUUCUCUUUCCCUUUAUAGCAGACCGAGGCUGGUUACUGGCUCCCCUGAAGGAUAUCCGGGUCAUGUCGACGGUAGAUUGAGAGACGCGAGAUUGAACAAUCCUAAGGGACUCACGGUUGAUGAUAGAGGAAAUAUCUAUGUUGCAGAUACUGUGAAUAAUGCUAUCAGGAAGAUCAGUGAAGCAGGAGUCACAACCAUUGCUGGGGGAAAAAUGGUUCGUGGGGGAGGUCAUGUGGAUGGUCCAAGUGAAGAUGCAAAGUUUUCAAAUGAUUUUGAUGUUGUUUAUCUCGGAAGCAGUUGUUCCUUGCUAGUCAUUGACCGUGGGAACCAAGCCAUCAGAGAGAUUCAACUCCAUUUCGACGACUGUGCUGAUCAGUAUGGAAGUGGCUUUCCUCUUGGGAUUGCAGUUCUUGUAGCGGCAAUUUUCUUUGGCUAUAUGCUGGCUUUGUUGCAACGUAGACUCAGUUCUAUCGUUUCAUAUCAUACUGAUCAAGAAGUAUUUGAAGCUGUGCCUGAUCAAGAUCCUAUAAAACCGGUCAGACCACCGCUAAUUCCAACUGGAGACGAGCAAGAAAAGCAAGAAGAAAGCUUCCUUGGAACGUUGCAGAUAUUCAUUUCGAAUGUUUGGGUGUUUUCUGUGGAGCUGUUCAGUGGAAUGUUUCCUGGUCUCAGAAAGAAGCAGACAGUCGGCUUCAACUUCAACCAUCAAGAAACAAAGCAUUCUGCGUUUAGCACAACUUCAUGGCCAAUUCAAGAGAGCUUUCUAAUACACAACAAAGAUGAACCACCUCCCGUCGAGUCCAGGAACCCCACUCCCGGAAAAAUUUAUCCUUUCAUGUCCAAAGAUGCAGCUGAGAAAAUGCAACAGUUGCGCCAAAGCCGUGCGUUGUACAGAAGCUUGGACGCCGAAUUCCUCCAGGAGCAGCAGCAACAGAAGCAGCAGCAGCAUCACCGUAGGCAUCACUCAACGAUCCCACACACUGUUUAUGAGCGGAGCAGCGAGAAGACUAAUGAGAUUGUGUUUGGGCCGGGCCAGGAGCAAGACCACAGGCUUGUGGCAGCAGCAGCUACUGCUAAGUCGACAGAGUUUGGAGAACAGAUGAAUAUUCAUCAGAAUAUCCACUACAGAGCUCACCAAUUUGUGAGUUACCCAUAUGGAUACUAUUCAUAGACAUGAGAAGUUGCUUAAUACGAUAGUAGUAGCAAUUGGGAAUUCAGGUAUAGCUGUUUUGAGAUUUGUUGAGAAGGCACAUUAGGGAUUUGGGUAUUUAGAUCUCUCUUGUAAGAAAAGUACCAAAUUAUU
Arabidopsis arenosa is the source of this 4319-nucleotide messenger RNA. Lineage: Eukaryota; Viridiplantae; Streptophyta; Magnoliopsida; Brassicales; Brassicaceae. The record is from the annotation of a GenBank genome assembly.